AUGGGAAGAGACAAUGACAGCUACCAACAGGCAUUCAUCCUGGUGGGCUUUUCUGAUCGGCCUCGACUGGAGAUAAUUCUCUUUGCUUUUAUCCUGGUCUUUUACAUCCUGGCCCUGCUGGGCAACACUGCCAUCAUCCUCUUGUCGAUCGUGGACACCAGGCUCCACACACCCAUGUACUUCUUUCUAGGGAACCUGUCAUUCUUGGACCUCUGCUUUACGACGAGCAUUGUCCCCCAGCUGCUGUGGAACCUUUGGGGUCCAGAGAAGACCAUCACCUACCAUGGCUGUGUGGCCCAACUCUAUAUCUACAUGGUGUUGGGCUCGACUGAGUGUGUUCUCCUGGCUGCCAUGUCCUAUGACCGCUAUGUGGCCGUCUGCCGGCCCCUGCAUUACACUGUGGUCAUGCACCCACAUCUCUGCCUGAAGUUGGUGGCUGUGGCUUGGUGUUGUGGCUUUCUAAACUCCUUUGUCAUGUGUCCCCAGACAAUGCAACUCUCUCGAUGUGGGCGUCGCAGGGUGGACCACUUUUUGUGUGAGAUGCCUGCUUUGAUUGCCAUGUCUUGUGAAGACACCAUGCUGGUAGAAGCGUUUGCCUUUGCCCUGGGGGUCGCCCUUCUCCUGCUGCCCCUCUCCUUGAUCCUUUUCUCCUAUGGUGUGAUUGCUGCCACUGUGCUGAGGAUCAAGUCAGCAGCAGGGCGCAAGAAGGCUCUCAGCACCUGCUCUUCUCACCUGACGGUCGUCUCCCUCUUCUAUGGAACCAUCAUCUACAUGUACCUGCAGCCAGCCAACAGCUACUCCCAGGAUCAGGGCAAGUUCCUCACCCUCUUCUAUACCAUCGGCGCCCCCAGUGCCAAUCCCCUCAUCUAUACCCUGAGGAACAAGGAUGUGAAGGGGGCAAUGAAGAAGCUCGUGGGAGGGAGGAAGGGGCUGGGGAAGCCUGAGUGA
Messenger RNA from Equus caballus (horse), 948 nucleotides. Lineage: Eukaryota; Metazoa; Chordata; Mammalia; Perissodactyla; Equidae. The record is from RefSeq and is a predicted model, not a curated record.